Messenger RNA from Harmonia axyridis, 2211 nucleotides. RefSeq names its product neurotrimin-like. The record is from RefSeq and is a predicted model, not a curated record. Bases 96 to 1406 code for a protein of 436 amino acids. The transcript is spliced from 10 exons. Gene Ontology annotation, cellular component: neuron projection. NCBI's taxonomy places the organism in Eukaryota, Metazoa, Arthropoda, Insecta, Coleoptera, Coccinellidae.
UCAGUAUAUUCUUGCUUUUCGGGGAGUGUGGUUAUCACUUUGUCAUCUGCUUCACGUGCGCUUUUUGUGCGCGUCUUUGUGUUUUCGCUAAGGACAUGAGGUUAUUUCAGAUUUUUCUCAUUAUUUUCUCGGAGUUUUGCUACUGCACAUCAAACAACGGAAUACCUUCCAAUGGAGCUGCUGUUACAGUUGACGAGCCAGAAUUUACAGAUGUAAUCGAAAAUAUCACAGUAGCUGCUGGACGGAAUGUUAAAUUUGCUUGUUCUGUUAAGAAUCUAGGAACUUUCAAGGUCGCAUGGAUGCAUUAUGAACAGUCAGCAAUUUUGACAGUUCACAAUCAUGUAAUCACAAGGAAUCCAAGAAUAAGUGUCACUCAUGAUAAACACAGGACAUGGUUUUUACAUAUCUCCAACGUACAAGAAGAGGAUAAAGGAAGAUACAUGUGCCAAAUAAAUACAGCCAGUGCCAAAACUCAAUUUGGGUAUCUUUACGUAGUUGUUCCACCAAAUAUUGACGAUUCUUUGAGCAGUAGUGAUGUUAUUGUUAGAGAAGGUGCCAACGAAACAUUAACUUGUAAGGCAACAGGUUAUCCACAACCUAGUGUCAAAUGGAAAAGGGACGAUAACUCUAAGAUAACUAUAAAUAAAACACUUUCAGUUAUUGAAUGGGAAGGCGAAAAUCUCGAGCUGACUCAAAUUUCGAGGCUAGAUAUGGGAGCAUAUUUGUGUAUUGCUAGCAAUAGUAUUCCCCCUAGUGUAAGCAAGAGGAUGAAAGUUAGUGUUGAUUUUCCUCCCAUGUUAUGGAUCCCUCACCAACUAGUUGGAGCUCCGCUAGCUUAUUCCGUAACUCUGGAAUGUUUCACGGAAGCCCAUCCUGGAUCAUUAAACUACUGGACACGGGAAGAUGGUCAAAUGAUCCACGAAUCGAGAAAAUAUCAUACAGAAAACAAAGUUGGCAAUCCCCCAUAUAAAACCCAUAUGCGUUUGACUAUAAAUGAUAUACAACAGACGGAUUAUGGCACUUACAAAUGUAUGGCGAAGAAUCCUAGAGGAGAAACAGAUGGUACAAUAAGACUUUACAUUUCGUCCCCGCCAACAACUUCAACUAAAACUCCAAUGCCAGAAAAAUCAAUUCCAGGUAAAAUCAAGCAUCAAUGGAGUGACCCUCUUGUGAAUCACAGCCUUCUCAGCAAUUUUUCUUCAUUAACACAUAUUUUUAUAGCAGAUUCCAAGAAGACAAGAGCAGAAGGGGAUUAUAACAGAAUAUAUGAACAGAAGAUAGCAGACUUGGUAGUAAAAAACGAUGAUUUUGGAAGUAGUACGAUGAAUUCAAAAAGUAGCACAAGAUACAGCUGCCAAUUGGCGUUGACAAGAAGUAAGAGCAAAUUGGUCGCAAUUGAACGAUAAGGAGGAAGGCCACUGAUACCAAACAAUGAGAAAGAGGAAAUGAAAUUGAGCAAAUCAAAUAUCAACCGCAUCGCGAGCUCAGGCGCAUGCGCGUAGUAUGGUAACAAUUCAUGCGGAAUUAUUCUUUACAAAAAACAACGUUCAAUCUGUACCUCACAAAUGAAAUAAUCGUCGGAAUAUAUAGGCGAUAUGUUGUCAGACAAUGAAGAUUGUAAUUCUACUUAUGAUCCAAUAAUGAUAACUUUCUCUAUAAUAUUUGCAGGAAAAUAACCUUACUUACAAGUGGUCUAUUGACAAGGUAAUGAGAUAAUGUUAUCUUUAUGAAACUGAACUUGCGCAUACGCUGAUGAUAUUUGCAUUUUCUACCUUCUUCUUCCCCUGCCUUAUCCUCAUUGGACGUUGGCGAUUACUAUGGCUCAUCUGAUCUUAUUUGCAUUUUCUAUGAAGAAGAAAAAUGGAAAAAAGUCAAAAAACUGUCGGAAAAAGAUCUCAUUAUAAUUCAAAAAUGGUUUAAUAGCAAAUUACUAACCAUUAACUCAACAAAAACAUCGUUCCUUCCCACAUAUAGUGAAGUAAAACAUCACCAGACUUCCAAACAAUAUAUAUAAAUAUGUUUUCGUGGUGGAAAACCUCGUUUUUAAAAACAGAACGAUUUAUUUCGAAUACAACAGUUCUUAGUGAGUUCACAAUCAAAUCUUAAUCAAUUCUUUAUGGAUACACAAUCAAUUCUUAAUGAGUACACAGAUUCAGUCCCCUUUAUAGAUUUUCUUAUCUAAAUUCCUAGGUGAAUAACAAUUCAAUAACA